Molecule: messenger RNA, 1048 nt
Organism: Telopea speciosissima
Lineage: Eukaryota; Viridiplantae; Streptophyta; Magnoliopsida; Proteales; Proteaceae
Product: probable phytol kinase 1, chloroplastic
Exons: 6
Coding region: 49-996 (315 amino acids)
Biological process (GO): vitamin E biosynthetic process
Cellular component (GO): chloroplast
Molecular function (GO): phytol kinase activity
Source: RefSeq, a predicted model, not a curated record
UAUCAGUCACUGUGUGACAGUGUAAGGCCUCACCUCAAGACAGGCGGCAUGGGGGUUGUGGCGGCGUGUGGGAUUUUAUGCAUCACACCCUCCCUCCGACGCUCGAGAAUCUGUGGUGUUGGUCGCUGUGGAAUCACCGUCACCAAGGUCUCACCUGCUUUCCCCUGUCUUCGGAAGCGAGCAUGGUGGGCUAAUCCCACUAUUAGUAUUAAGGAUUUAACCGGCUCGUCCGGCUUCAAGCCCUCUUCUGCAAUUCUUCGCCCUUUCAAUGAGCAUCACGGCGCACUUUUGCAGGAUAUAGGUGCAACGACACUCGUCUUGGCCGGCGCUUAUUCUCUCGUUCUUGGGUUCGACAAACUCACCCAAAGGAACAUAAUCCAACAGAAUUUGAGUAGAAAACUGGUCCAUAUAUUGUCCGGGCUUCUUUUCAUGCUUUCUUGGCCUCUAUUCAGCACUUCACCAGAGGCUCGAUAUUUUGCUGCUUUCGUUCCUAUUGUCAAUUGCAUAAGGCUAAUCAUCUAUGGCCUUUCUCUGGCCACUGAUGAAGGUCUCAUUAAAUCUGUGACUCGAGAAGGAAACCCAAAGGAAUUGCUUCGAGGUCCACUUUACUAUGUUUUGAUUUUGAUUUUUUGUGCGGUCAUCUUCUGGCGUGAUUCCCCAGUUGGAGUGAUUGCAUUAGCUAUGAUGUGUGGUGGAGAUGGGUUUGCCGAUAUCAUGGGGAGAAGAUUUGGGGCACUAAAACUCCAGUAUAAUAUACAGAAGAGUUGGAUUGGGAGCUUCUCUAUGUUUCUGUCUGGGUUCUUGAUUUCUAUAGGGAUGCUCUACUUCUUUUCUGCUCUUGGGUACUUUCAGUUGGAUUGGCCAUGGACAGUGAAAAGAGUAGCUUUAGUCUCAUUAGGAGCUACAGUUGUGGAAUCCCUUCCAACAACCAAAGUUGAUGACAACAUAUCUGUUCCUUUAUCAAGCAUGUUAAUGGCACUUCUGCUUCUCAGUUAACGCGGCUUCCUCACAGCGAAUCCCUGUUAUCAGCUGGACUCCCAAUCCUGUU